AUGCAUUCAUCGCCAGACCUUUUACAAAUUAGGUUUUUGUACUAUCUGCAAGAGUCCAUAUACAUGGGGAUGGGUAUUUAUGAGCGAGAUUCGGAAAAUGCAGAGGAAAAGCUCAAGAUCGGGGCUAAUUUGCUUAGCAAAUCGCCUAACACACCAACCACUCUUCGAGAGUUACGGAACUCACUGGAUUUGGAUAAAGCCACCAUACCAAAAAAAAAAUGA
This is a messenger RNA of Acaulospora morrowiae, 222 nucleotides long. Lineage: Eukaryota; Fungi; Glomeromycota; Glomeromycetes; Diversisporales; Acaulosporaceae. The record is from the annotation of a GenBank genome assembly.